Messenger RNA from Nezara viridula (southern green stink bug), 8762 nucleotides. Lineage: Eukaryota; Metazoa; Arthropoda; Insecta; Hemiptera; Pentatomidae. The record is from the annotation of a GenBank genome assembly.
GUCCCGGAGGCCCCUCUCCGCUAUAACUUUAUUUCAUCUUUUUUUACUUUAAUUAUUUAGCUUUACAUGUAAGCCUUUGUCAAUUAUAUCAUAUUAGAGAAUAGAUAGACGUUCCAACGUUAUUUAUAAAUAAUCGGCGUAGAAGGUGAAGAUUCUUAUUAUUAUUUUCCUACCAUCGUGCAGGCUUUGGUUAGUUUGUAUCGAAGUGAGUGUUGAAAUCUCGACUGGGGAAUAGGUGUAUUUGCGAUGGCUAGUGUCGGACCCCUAGUGACUCCAUUGAUAAUUUCUCCUUUUGAAGACAACUCGACAAGAUAAAAGACUCAACUGUCAGGACCCGUCUCGUUUCUAUAAGCCGUCUAUAUAAUUUAUCCUUUCCAACGAUUGAGUGAAAAUGGCGACCGAGACGGAAGCAUCCCUGCUAUCUUGUGCUUCUGAUCCGAAUUUCGCCGUGAUAUGCUCGUUUUUGAACCAAUUCGCAGCCUCUUGUGGUAUCGCACACCCAACUUUUAGCGAACUUCAAGACAUGCUGGAAGAUACUGAUGAAGUGUCACAGGUUCUGAUUGAUAUACACAUUAAAUUGCUGAGAAAAGCUCGUAAAAGUUUCACUGCGGAUAAAUGGGAAAAAGCAUUAGCCAGAUUUUGUCACACCUAUUCUCAGCAAGACGGAUGGGAGCUGGAAAGAUUCGGAUACAAGAAGGCACGGCUGAGUGUCAAAGUAAAAUUGUUAAAGGUUUUGCUUGAAACUCAAUUUGACGUAAAUGGGAAAUUUAAAUCUGAAGUGAAUAAAGUCGGUGCUAAAGACCUUCGCUUGGAGCCCCUCGGCAGGGAUCAAAGCGGUUUCCAGUAUUGGUGCCAGUUCGAUAAGUCGUCUCAUGUUCGCAUUUAUCGUGAAGAUGUUGAUGAUGAAACUUGGGAGCUGGUGGCAAGUGAUCGUGAUGGAUUGGUACAACUUAUAGAUAGUCUGUCUAACGGAGAGGGUCAGCUAGAACUCAAUUCAAUUCUGAAUGAAGAUUCUACUAGUCAAGAAAUAGAAAAGCCGAUCACUGAUACCGGGCAAGAAGAGGAUAAGCAGGAAGAAGCAGUUAAUGGGAAUGAUGAGGAUGAUGGUGAUGAUGAAGAAGAGGAGGAGGAAGAAAUAGAGGAAGAGGAAGAAGAGGUCGAGGAGGAAGAGGAAGAAGAAGGUGAUGAAGAAGGGGAAGAGGUGAAUACAGAAAAACACAUAGAGCAGACAAUAGAGCAAAAAGUGGAAUCAGUUCCGGUAAAGUCAGUUGUGGCUAUAGAACAAGUUAGUAGUCGUGGUAACCUAGAGCAAGAGAAGCCUGUCGAAUUGACUAAUGCAUCGAACAUGGAGCAGAAAUGUCUCAUCCCACCUGUAGAAGAAAAUAUGUCAUCGUUAACUGGUGUAGAUUUAAGUAUCAAAUCUGAUUCAAAAAGGUAUUCAAAUAUGCCAAAUGACUUUUACGCUUCUGAAAGGCCUUAUAUGCCUGAAAGAAACGAUAUCCUGAGCCAGAUGUCCGCAAGGUUCAAUGAUACAAGAGAAGCUGAAGAUUUAAGUUUUAAUCCAGCUAAAAAACUGAAGUUGGAUGAUGACGAUCAGCCGAUGAUGCUUGUCAAGAAAGACAUUGUAGUUAGCGAUGCGAUAGAAGAACCCGUGAGGCUCGUGACCGGCCCAGGUUCUGGUGAGGAUUGUCAGCUGGGAAACCCCGGCAAACCUGGGGAACCUAUAUUUAGUGAAGUUAUAGAAGAACCGGUGCAAUAUUUUGUAGGGGCAGGUUCAGGAGUAGAAUGUGAUGUAGCAAAUCCUAAGUAUGGCAAACAUUUAGAUAUAAGUGACUCCGAGUGCAGCCAAAAUGUUGUUGAAGAAGAACCAGAAUUUAGUGAAGUUAUUGAAGAGCCUAUGCUAUUUAUUGUAGGGCUUGGAUCUGGAGAAGAAUGUGGAAUCGGUAACCCACGGCUGAGUGAUGAAAGCAAGGCUUCUACCUCUUAUUCAUCAUCUACUCAGGGAAUUGAAUGCUCUCUGGGAAGCUUAAGCCUAGCUACUCGCGAGCCCAAGUUCAGCGAUGUCAUCGAGGAGCCAGUGAUGUUUGUCCAUGGUUCGGGAUACGGGCAGGACUGCCUCACUGGCAAUCCGGAUGAAGUCGAUGAAUCUAUAGAUGACAAAUCUCCUGAAAAAAAGCCCAAGCUGUGGUCCAUUGAUGCGAUUUGCUCGCCUGAAAAAUUAUUAAACGAAUCAUUGAAACAAAACUCUUCCGGAAGCUCCCAGAAAGAUCCUGAUUGUGAUGAAGGUUCCUCAAAGAUGUCUGAAGGUUUCAGUGCCUUGAACUGUACAAAGGAGAAUGUUGUCGACGAAGAAAAUGUUUCUGGUUUUAAUUUAUCUAAUAACAUCAAUUCCAGUCUUAAGCCUUUCUCCGGUGUUAAGCCUAUUUUAGAAAAUAUCCCUAUGAAGGAUAAGCCUCCUGAUAGUGUAGAGUCCGAUACUGGCAGCUUUGUACCUGAACUAAGUAAUGAUAUCAGUAGUCAUAGUUUUGAUAAAUUUGAGAGUAAUAGUAAUUGUAUUUCGAAUAUUGAUGAGGAAAUAGAUAAAAAUCAAGUGUUAAAUUCUGAUUCCGUACCAUCAAGUAAAAUAGAUCAGGUUUCAAGUGACAUUUCUUCCAGCAAUUGUACAUCUGAUGAGAAAUCUACUACAGAUGAUCAACCAUCAACUAUAAAUUGCAGCAUUAAUAACAAUGCAUUACCUGUUGUUACAGAAAGCAAUGUAAAGUCAUUUUCAGAAGAUGACAAAAAGACUAGUAUAAUUUCUGAGGAUGUAGCGGAGGAUAAGAAUCCUAAUGAGUUGUUUGACAGUUCAUUGAAACCUGAUGUCGACUCUCACCCUAAUGUAAAUAGUGCUAAAUUGAACAAUAAGAAAUCUAAGUCAAGUAAGUCCGCCAAAAAAACCGUUGCCUCUAAUAGCAAAAACUCUACGAACAAUAUAAGUGAUGGAGAAAUUAACUGUGAGGUAAAUAACUCUCUGAUUGAAAAAUGUGAAAAUGAUAACAAAGUAAAUUCUCAUAUCAUAGACAAGAAUACCUUGACGAAUUGUGAAAACGGUUCCAAACUUAUAACAAAUUGCUCAGUAGUUUGUGAAAAACUUACUGAUAUCUCUUUGGCCAGUCAAAAUUUGUCAGUUGGUAAAACAUCAAAACCUAAACGUGGUACGGUUAGUAGCUCAGGUGCCGAUCAAUCCAAAAGUGGUUCAGAUAAAAGUAAUUCUGCUGCUUUGGAUAAAAAUGAGGAGAAAAGGAAGAACGUCAUGUUGACAAAUAUUAUUGAAGUAUGCCUAGAUAAUGACAAUUAUAGCAAAGACGAUGCCAAAUCUGGGUUGAAAGGACAACUGAAUGCGAAAUUCAACGAUUUGUUUUCUGCGAAAAAUUUGCUCGAGCCUGCAACUAAGAGUAGCUCAAAAGAAACCUGCAACGAUUUAAAUGAAGUUCCAACAUCAAGCAUUUCUGAAAAUAGUUCUGAAAGCGAUAGUUCUGAUGAAAAUAUCGAAACUCCUGAAGAACAAAAAAUUAAUCCUGAUGUAAAUGUUAAAAACGAAAAUAGUGACAAUACUAAACAAGAGGAAAAUAUUAAUGAAGAGCGUUUACAAAAUAUAUUAACAAGUAAAUCAGAAUCUGAAAGCAAAAUUAAAUCCGAAAAUGGUGAUUCCAUUAAAUUGGAAGAAAUAAAGGAGGAGAACUCUGUGAGGAACGUUACAAGAGGUAGAAAAUCUCGUACGAACAGUCUGAACAACGAUGAGGAAACAGAAAUACCUAAUAAAAUUAGGAAAACAGACAGCGUACCAGCAACCAAGGCCAGGAGAGUGACCCGAAGAAAUGCAUCUUCGACUUCUCAGAACGACGUUUGUUCAGAACCUGUAGAUGAUAAAGUGGUUAAUGCCAAAGGAUCAAGAACAAAGUCGAAGAACGAUUCUUCUACUACAAAAGAUCCUAUUAAAGAGCUGAAUAUAAAUGAGGAAAAGACUGAAAACAAUAUUGAACAAAAGAAUGAAAAUGACAAAGCGGUAGAUGAUGAGAUAAAAGUGGAGGUAAAAAAAGAGGAUGAAACUACUAACAUAAUUCCUAAAACAGAAACUGAUGAGGCGGAUUGCAAAUCUAACGAAGACAAUGAAGAUGCUUCGAAAAAAAGUGUCGAAGAGAACAAAGGGUUUACUCUGGCAUCUUUUUCAUUAGAACAGCCUUUGGAAGACGGCCCUGUUUUGGGUAAACCACCGGAUUUCAAGUCGCAGCCAAGCAGGAAAAGAAGGAACAGUCGCAAAAUGAGUCGAUCUGAAGAGGACGGUGGAGAAGUUGACGACAAUGACGAAGACGCUGAAGAAGCUGGUGGUAAAAGACCAAGGCUAAGAGCUAAAACUCGUCGAUCUAAAGGGACACCUCCAUCUACAAAGCAUGUCCAACCUGAAGCCAGUAGUUCUGAUGAUAAUCAAGCAGAAGAAAAUACUGAUGCAAAUUCCAAGGAUAAACAACGCUCUAGGGGUCGGCCAAUGAAAAAAAAAGGAAAACGUGAUGGUCCUGCCACAUCUAAGUCAAAAUCAGGAAAAGCAAAAGAGACAGAAAAGAGUAAAGAAAAAGAAUCAGAAGAAGAAGAAGAAUCGGAGUCUGAGAAAGAAGAUGCUAAACGAGUAGCAAUUAAGAAAGAGACGAGGAAGAAACAACAAUCCAACAAAGAGGAAAGUGAAAAGGAAGAAAAAAAACAACUCGCUAAAAAGAGUAAUGAAAAGGACGACAAAAAACAACUUUCUAAAAAAGAAGCAAAGUCUCAAUCGAAAGGUAAAAGUAAGUCAAGAGGGCGUCCUAAGAAAGAACUACAAUCAAACAAAGACGAAACAGGAGACGAUACCAGCAAUGAAGCAGAAGAGGAAGUGGGCAAAGAUACCAAAACGGAAGUCGUCGAGGUCAAAGGGGAGGAAGAUGAUGAUAGCAAGCCUUUGGAAAGUGAUGAACCAAAGCCUAAGAAGAAAGGAAGGCCGAAGAAACAAAAAACACUGUUAGGACUUAUGGAAAGCGAUCUGAUCCAUUCAAAGCCGUCACCGAAUGAGAGCGAAGGGAGCAGAGUCAGGCAGAGCAGGAGAAUCGCUCAAAUAAAAAUAAAAGAAGAAGCAGAAAGGCGAGCCAUCGAAGAGGCCACCAUGAUGUUAACGAUGAAAGAAGUUAAGAAGAAACCCAAAGAGGAGAGCAAGCAAACACCGAAGAAACAUAAAAACAAAAAGGGGAAAAGUGUAAAUGUUAGUGAAGAAGAAGAUGAAACGUUCAAAGAGCCGGUCGAAGAGAAGAAGAAAGGUCGUAAAAAGAAGAAGAAAAAAGGUCUGACGUACGAUAUCAACAAACCUUGGCAAUCGUCUUCUGAUGAUUCUUCUGAAGAGGCGGAAGAAGAGGAGGAACACUUUGAGGAAGAAGACGAUGAGGAAGACAUCAGGGCCACUAAAGUUGUCUCUGAUCAUGAAUUUUCACCAGAAUCUGACCUGGAGAAAGAUGAAACUAUUGAACCCAUCCGUCGCGCUCGAACAGCUAAGAAAGCGGAUGAAGAUGAAGUCAAAGAAGAAGCAGCAGAAGUAACCGAAGAUUAUCCUUGCAAAAAGUGCGGGGAGCCCGACCAUCCUGAAUGGAUUCUCUUGUGUGACAAGUGCGACAGCGGCUACCAUGCUUCCUGCCUUCGACCGACCAUCAUGUUGAUACCCGAGGGAGACUGGUUCUGCCCUCCUUGUCAGCAUCUCGAAUUAGUCUCCAAACUCAAAGAAACCCUCCGUGCCUUUGAAAAAAACACAAAACGACGUGAGAAUGAGGAACUGCGGAAGAAGAGGUUGGCAUACGUAGGUAUCAGCCUUGCUAAUGUUUUGCCCACCCAAGAAAAAUCAUCGUCCUACAGCGGUGGAAGAAGGAUAAUGAGUGAAUCAAGCGAGUCUUCCAGCGAGGAGAGCGAAUCGAGCGAUGAAGAACCGGUCUACCAGCUCCGACAGCGGAGGGCUGCCCUUCAAGCUAAUUACCGGUUCAACGAUUAUGACGACCUCAUCAAUUCUGCAAUUCAGGAUGAAAUGGAAGCUGUGAAAGGUGCUGGUAAUAUGGGCCGGGGGAAAGACAUUGCCAACAUUGUCGAGGCGGAAAAGAAAGCGGCCCAGACAGACGAGACUGCUAACGUCGAAGAAGAACCUAAACCUGAGGAUGAAGAAGAACAAGGCGAAAAUUGGAGGCCACCAGUUGUUCCGAAAAACACAUCACUCCCAUCUUUGAGGAAAAAACCAAAGAAAUUAACAGAUUUAGACAAACAGAGUGAAGACGAUGCCGAUUCGGACGAAGACUUUAAAGGCAGCAGCGAUGAAGAAGAAUUCUCAUCUACUGAACCUGGCGAUAGCGACGAUUCUAUUGGAAGAAGGCAACCUGUGAGGAGGUCAUCAAGAGCUAGAAUAUCUAGAAUAGAUAAAGAGUUCAUAAAUGACGAUUCCGAAUCAAGUGAUGAGCCUAGGAGGAAAAAAACCCGCAGAAUUUGGGCAAGUUCGAGCUCGGAAUCGAGCGAUACAACUUGGGGAAGAAGGAAAAGGAAAACGAAAACGUACAGUAGGAUUAGAUCCUCAAGAAGUAGCAAAAAGAAGAAGAAGAUGGUCCUGGAUUCAGAUUCAGACCGACCCAAGAAAACCAAAAUUAAAAGGCCGAAGAUUAGAUAUGGACUUUCCGAGGACGAAGGAGAGCCGCUGAGGCGGACGAGGGGGAAGAAGAUGAGUUACCUCGAGGUUGCCGGAUCCGAUACUGAAGAGGAGGUCAUCGCCAGAAGCAGAAAGCUGAUAAGUGAAGAUGAAGAAGAAUUUGUACCUGAAAAAGAAGAAGUGGGAGGAGAUGAGGAAAAUGAACCUGAAGAAGUUGAGCCUGUAGAAGAAGUCGAAGAAGAGGAGGAGGAGGAGGAAGAAGAAGAGGAUGAAGAUGAGGAUGAGGAAGAGGAUGAGGCUGAACCUAAACCUAAACCCGAAGAAAAGGCUCAGUCUGAGACUACAGAAAAAGAAAAGAAAGAACCAGAAAAGGAGAAGACUCCAGAAAAGGAAACGGUGGCGAAAGUUCCAGUACCUGAAACUCAAAAUAAAGAAGAAGUUAAAGAACCAGUACCAUUACCAGUACAAGAAGCAGAAAAAGCUGUGGAGGAUGAUGAAGACGAUGAUCAAGUUGAAGAAGAGGAAAUAGAAGAAGAAGUUGAGGAAGAAGUUGAAGAAGAGGAGGAGGAGGAGGAAGAAGAUGAUGAAGACGACAGUCAAAUUGAGGAAGUAAAGAAUUUGGUUAGGGAAAAAGUCGAAGAGCCGAAAGGAAUCAUACAACCUCCAAUAAAAAUAGGUAGUGGGGUAUCCAUUAUCAAGGUCCCUAUGGCACCUACGCUUAGUGCUGCUAACUCGAACCCUACUCCUCAGCCACCGGCGGCUACAGCCAUCCCCACCCCCGUCAUCAAGGAAGAGAAGAAGGAGGAAAAGAAAGAGCCCACGCCUGCCAUCAGGCUGGUACCGUCGGCCAAGCUCCUCGACCCGAACAAAAGAAGGCCCCCUGAGGAGAGCGUGAUUAGAGGGAUGCUGGGAGGGGGCGGUUACUACAGGCCCCAGCCGAUGCAGGCUCCCGGGAGGCAGCCGUUCAGGCAGCGCUUCCCCGAGCAGCAGAGGUACCUCUACCAGCCCCCGCCUGCCUCCCACCACCAGUUCUAUCCGGGCGGCGCCUUCUACGCGGGAGAGGACUACGUUGUAGGCAGCGGCUAUGAAGAGCAGAUUGACCCCAAUGUGCCCGGAGGCGACGAAGAGGGCGUCUUCAGUGGCCUAGUGUCGUACUUCUCCAGUCAAAGGGAGGACAAUCUCGAUUCAUAGCGUCAGGGAGUUGUUUACAACAGAUCGUCGUUUUUGUUUGAAUGAUUUGAAGUAAAGUUCGUGAUCUCAUUCCUAAAUUUCUAAUCCAAUGGAAUGUCAGUUUUGAUCUUGAUGAAAAAUAGAUCGGAAAAUUUCCAACCUCGUCUCAUUUAAAAUAUGAAAAAAGAAAAAAACACAAACAUAAUUAGAAGGAAAAAAAAAACUGAUAAAUGUACAUACGAAAAUGUUUCAUAAAGGAGUGAAUUUUAAUAAUAAAAUGUUUAUUCAUUUUUAUCGAUUUUAUUAUAAAUUAUUUGUUUUAAAUUAUUUGUUUAAUGUAUUUUACAUGUGCAAUUACACGAUAGAUUGUUCUGCCUCUGAUAUUUUUAUGGCAGAUCUGUACAUUAUUGCUAAAUACUCUAGGUAAUUUUACAUUUACAAUUUUCAAUGUUGAUAUUUUUUUAUUUUAUUUUAUGUUUUUAUAAUUUUUUUUAGUUCUUUAUUGUAAUUGUUUUAUAAUGUGUAAAUAAUCAUCCCGUGUAGUUGUUUUUGUAUAUUUAAAUAUUUUAUCUAAAUUCCUAAGUUUUUUAUUGUUAAAAAUAAAUUUAUUUUUAGCAAAAUUCCAUUCCUAUAGAACAUUUUGUUGUGUUUAUUUUGUAUAGAGCGCUAAUGUUAAAGUGAAUUUAUAUAAAUAUAUAUAUAAAUAAGUGUGUAAAUAAUAAAAAUUAGUUUGUGGUAAAUUAUUAUUACUGCGGAAGAUAUAAAAAAUAAGUGAAAUUUUUGUAUUUAUUUUGUGACAAAGGUGAAUUUAUAUAUCUAUCUAGGGAACGUCCUGCCGAUGUUCUGUUUAUGUAAUAGAGGUCAUGAUAUAUGACAUAAAAUAAAAUAUAUUAUGUAAUUUAUUUCUCAAUCA